Molecule: messenger RNA, 1924 nt
Organism: Musa acuminata AAA Group (dessert banana)
Lineage: Eukaryota; Viridiplantae; Streptophyta; Magnoliopsida; Zingiberales; Musaceae
Product: EH domain-containing protein 1-like
Exons: 16
Coding region: 59-1693 (544 amino acids)
Biological process (GO): endocytosis; endosomal transport
Cellular component (GO): cytoplasm; plasma membrane; intracellular membrane-bounded organelle
Molecular function (GO): protein binding; calcium ion binding; GTP binding
Source: RefSeq, a predicted model, not a curated record
CUCCCCCGGAAGUCGCCCUCCUUUCCCUCGUCCGAGACCCAUCUCUGGAAACCCCGCCAUGAAUCUGAUGGCGUCUUCGAGGGCUUCUUGCUCGAAGGAGCAGCAGAAGAUCUACCAGCAGUGGUUCGCCUACGCCGACAAGGAUGGGGACGGGCGCAUCACGGGGAGCGACGCCCUCAAGUUCUUCGCCAUGUCGAAGCUGUCUCGGCCCGAGCUUAAGCAGGUUUGGGCCAUUGCUGACUCUAAGCGGCAGGGUUUUCUUGAUCUCCUAGAUUUCAUCAGUGCCAUGCAGCUUGUUGCACUGGCUCAGGCAGGAUAUGAGAUUACUCCAGAUGUACUGAGUCAUGCAGACUUGGAGAACUUAAAACUUCCAGUGAUGGAAGGUUUGGAUGCUCUGCUAGCUAAAUCUAAGCGCUCGGCAAAGAAAAGUGAUCAUCGUUUAGAUGCAUCUCCACAGCACCUAUUACCAGCAUCAGCUGCGUGGUUUAACUCAAAAGCAUCGAAGAAGGUCCCUCUAAGUUCAGUUACCUCUAUUAUUGAUGGUUUGAAGAAAUUAUAUAUCGAGAAACUGAAGCCUUUGGAAGUUGCAUAUCAAUUCAAUGAGUUUGUUUCUCCUUUGCUGACAAAUAGUGAUUUUGAUGCCAAGCCCAUGGUUAUGCUAUUGGGUCAAUAUUCUACCGGAAAGACAACAUUCAUUAAACAUCUACUUCAAUCUAGUUAUCCAGGUGCUCAUAUUGGACCAGAACCUACAACUGAUAGAUUCGUUGUUGUUACAUCAGGGCCAGAUGAGAGGAGUAUUCCUGGAAAUACUAUUGCUGUUCAAGCACAUAUGCCUUACCACGGUCUGACUGCAUAUGGAACCGGCUUUCUAUCAAAGUUUGAGUGUUCUCAGAUGCCACAUCCACUUCUGGAGCACAUUAAUUUCAUUGAUACUCCUGGGGUCUUAUCUGGAGAGAAACAACGAACGCAGCGCAGUUAUGACUUCACUGGGGUGACAUCUUGGUUUGCAGCAAAGUGUGACCUUAUCCUUCUCCUGUUCGAUCCUUAUAAACUUGAUAUCAGCGAUGAGUUUAAGCGUGUUAUUGGAUCUCUGCAUGGCCAUGAUGACAAAAUACGUGUAGUACUGAACAAGGCAGACCAAGUUGACACUCAACAGCUUAUGAGAGUCUACGGGGCAUUGUUGUGGUCUCUUGGAAAAGUUCUUAAUACGCCUGAAGUUAUGCGAGUUUAUAUUGGGUCAUUCAAUGACAAGCCAGUAAAUGAAGCAGCAAGCGGUCCAAUCGGAAAGGAGUUGUUUGUGAGAGAGCAAGAUGAUCUGCUUUCUGAUCUUAAAGACAUACCAAAGAAAGCUUGUGACCGCCGUAUCAACGAAUUCGUUAAGCGUGCAAGAGCAGCUAAGAUUCAUGCCUACAUAAUUAGUCAUCUGAAGAAAGAGAUGCCAUCAAUGAUGGGCAAGGCCAAGGCUCAGCAGAGGCUCGUCGACAACCUCGAAGAUGAGUUUGUAAAGGUUCAGAAGGAGUUUCAUUUGCCACCAGGGGACUUCCCUGACGUGGAGCACUUCAGAGAGGUGUUGAAUGGAUACAACAUCGACAAGUUUGAAAAGCUGAGGCACAAAAUGAUACAGGCUGUGGAUGAUAUGCUGGCAUACGACAUCCCAGAACUCUUAAAUAGGUUUAGAAAUCCAUAUGACUGAUGGUACUUCCCCUUUGACAUAGAAGAUCGACUCUUUGGAGCCGCAAAAGUUGGUGACAAGCAUGUGCUUCUCCAUGAGGAACUGGUUACGUUGGAGCUCACGAUUUUUAUGGUUUUUCAUUCUUGGUAAUAUUUGUCCUCCAUGGGGUGUCAAUUGUACCGAAAAGAAUAUUUAUGGAUCAGGUCUUGUUGUACAUGUAACAUAGGACUGGACACUUGAUCUCAUGUUUCA